This is a messenger RNA of Paramecium pentaurelia, 1133 nucleotides long. NCBI's taxonomy places the organism in Eukaryota, Ciliophora, Oligohymenophorea, Peniculida, Parameciidae. The record is from the annotation of a GenBank genome assembly.
AUGAAGUCUAAAUAAGUGAUACCCAAGGGGAAACAUGCUUUUGAUUGUAAUGGAUAAACCUUUAUUGUUGAUGAUAAAUAUCAAUUUAUAAAGUAAAUUGGGCAUGGAGCUUAUGGAGUAGUGUGUUCAGCUUUAAAUAAAAAGAGUCAAUAAUUGGUGGCAAUCAAAAAAAUAUCAGAUGCUUUUUCAGAUCUAAUUGAUGCUAAAAGAAUAGUGCGUGAAAUUAAAUUAUUAAGUAUUAAGCAUAUAAAUAUGAUUGAAUAGAAUUUUUUGAUCAUGAGAAUAUCGUUUCAUUACUUGAUUUACAAAGACCAGAACAUCCACAAAAUUAUAAAGACAUAUAUAUAAUUACUGAUCUUAUGGAAACAGAUCUACAUAGAGUUAUUUAUUCAAAACAAGAAUUAACAGAUGAACACAUUUAAUAUUUUCUUUAUUAAGCCUUAAGAGGAUUAUUGUAUAUUCACUCUGCCAACAUUAUCCAUAGAGAUCUUAAACCAAGCAAUCUAUUAUUAAAUAAGAAUUGUGAUUUGAAAAUUUGUGAUUUUGGCUUAGCUCGUGGUUAUGAAGAUGAGAGUGAAUUUAAAACUGAGUAUCAAUGAUGGAUUUAUUUAGAUAUGUAGUUACUCGAUGGUAUAGAGCACCUGAAGUUAUAUUGAAUGCUUCUGAAUAUAAUAAAUCAGUUGAUAUUUAUGCUUUGGGUUGCAUUAUGGCAGAAUUAUUAGGUAGACAACCACUCUUUCCUGGUGAAGAUUAUUUAGAUUAAGUAUAAAGAAUAAUCUAAGUAUUGGGUACUCCUACCAAUGAAGAUGUUAGAUUCAUUGGAAAUAAGAAUGCACUUACUUAUUUGAAGAGUUUGCCAAAGAAACCAAAAUAAUAAUGGAAAAACUUAUAUCCUCAUGCUUAACCAUUGGCUUUGGAUUUAUUAGAUAAAAUGGUUACUUUCAAUCCAGAUAAGCGUUUGACAGUUUAGGAAUGUCUAGCACAUCCAUAUUUUGAAGGAUUACAUAAUCCAGAAGAAGAACCUAUUUGCGAAUGUACAUUUGAUUGGGGAUGGGAUAGUUUCAAACCUACCGAAGCUAUACUAAAGUAAAUGGUAUAUGAGGAAUCAUUGUCAUUUCAUCCACUUAAGUGAU